AUUCGGAAUGGAUGUGUCAUCAAUCUGUCAUUUCCGCCGAUUGCAAAAUUCCACAAGGCUAGAUUUCAGCCUCGACCCGAACCUCUUAACCUUGUUCAACAACCUACCUUUCCUCUAAACCCAUAUAUACAAAAUGCCAAUCUUCGGCCUCCCCUUCGACCACCACUCCUCUGUACCCCAAUUACGAUCCCGCUCCGCGCUCCCACGCCGAAAACGCAAACGUGCCUCCUCUUCUGACGAAGAAUCCUUCUCCGAGCCCGAACUCGCACCUGCGUCCACGAACCCGCUGAGUCUUGCGCCUGAGGAAAUCGCACAGUAUCGACUCGCAGGCUUAGAACUCAAUGAGGAAUUGCCGAGUCAGGGAGUAGAUGGGGUGAAGGAUUUUCCACAUCGUCCGCUGCCGGUCCGGUUUUUGCGGGAUGGUCUGGGAGACACGGGCAAGGGGAAAGGGAAGGGAAAAGAGAAGGCGCCAGAUGAGGUAGAGAAUGAUGAUCACGAGACCGAGAACAAGGACGAGGAUGAGGAGGAAAAACAAAGGGGGGAAAGAGGGCCGAGGCUACGGAUACAACACCUGAAUGUUUUGACGACCAUCCUGCAUAGAUGUCUACUAGAAGGAGAUGCUCCGCGCGCGAGUCGCGCGUGGGCGAUGCUGCUACGCGAGCAAUUCCUGGGGAAACAUAUUAGUCUUAGAGCAACUGGAUAUUGGGCUAUUGGGGCGGAGGUUCUGAUGCACAGUCAGGAUCGUAGGCUAGAACGGCGGAAUAGCGACCCUGAAAGCUCAGGAGCUGAACAAGAUCAGGGCGAUGAGCAAUAUCAAGGUCAAAAAGAAGAUGUGGGAGAGGGGAGAUGGGGAACUGCAGAGGGGCUGGAAAAGGCGAAAGCGUAUUAUGAAUACUUGAUACUGCAGUAUCCGCCUAAACGACGUAUGCAAACGUCUCUCAGCUCGUUAGACUUUUGGCCGGCGAUGCUGAGUUGUGAGAUUUAUGGGAUUCAGUGGGAGCACAGAGAAAGGUUAAGGAAGAUCGCGAUGGCUGAGCAGAAUGAGGAUGAAUAUGAGGGGAGCGCAACUGAAGAGAGCGAAGGAAUGGGGGAAGAUGAAGAUAAUGAAGAAGAUUGGGAAUAUGCCGCCAACGAACGGAGGCAAGCUCGGCGGCAACAAAGGAAAGAGGAAAGGAUAUGGCAACAAAAAGAAGAGGCACGACAGGAUGCAUUGGCAGCUGCUAAGAGUAUCGCUGCAAGGAUGGACACACUCAUGACAACUACGCCAUACGUAGACGCUCGUACCCUUAUCCGGCUUCGAGGAAUGCUGGCUCUCUAUAUCGGAGACCUCAGUGUACCAGCUCUCCCUAUUGAUAAUGAGGAGGAUAUAGAGGGAUCUCGGCUACGGAGUGGUGGGAGAGAUGAGCGUAGAUUUUUGCUGCGGCAAAGGCAGGCUGAACAUGAGAAGGGAAAACAAGUACGGAGGGAAGAGAGAGAGCGAGCGCAAACUCUGUUUGAUAGGAUCGUGAGACAAGGGGGCUGGGUUGGAGAUAUCAAGGACGUGAGACUUGAUGAAGACGAUGGUGCUGAGGAACUUUAUAGUCCUAGUCCCUAAGGGCAACGAAGCUUCUUUUAAGAUACCCUGAGAUAGAGCUUUUCGGAUAGGUCAA
Messenger RNA from Amorphotheca resinae ATCC 22711, 1649 nucleotides. RefSeq lists its product as hypothetical. Lineage: Eukaryota; Fungi; Ascomycota; Leotiomycetes; Helotiales; Amorphothecaceae. The transcript has a single exon. Gene Ontology annotation, cellular component: RNA polymerase I core factor complex. Gene Ontology annotation, molecular function: TBP-class protein binding; RNA polymerase I core promoter sequence-specific DNA binding; RNA polymerase I general transcription initiation factor activity. Gene Ontology annotation, biological process: nucleolar large rRNA transcription by RNA polymerase I; transcription initiation at RNA polymerase I promoter. The coding region runs from base 134 to 1594 and encodes 486 amino acids. The record is from RefSeq and is a predicted model, not a curated record.